GAGUACUCGUCAGUCAUGGGUCCUCCCGGGAAACAGGUUUGGACGUGGACACUAUGUGUCCUCCUGAGCUGGAUGUGUGUGAGUCAAGUGGUGGCUGGACCACAGUACCUGUUGGCCAUUCCUGGAACUGAUACUCGAUUCUGUGUGAGUCUCCUGCAGCCCAAUGAGACUCUGACCAUGACUGUCACUCUGAUGCCGGAGGAGAAGAUACUGAUGCAGAAGGAAUCCAACACAGUGUUCCAUCACUGUGUCAACUUUGAGGUGCCUUUAGUGGAACAUGGAGUGUUUGAAUUAGAGGUGAAGGUGGAGGGCGCCACAUUUCAUUCAAUGGAUGUCAAAAAAGUUAUGGCCAAAGUCUAUAAACCAAGGAUCUUCAUCCAAACAGACAAACCAAUCUACCUUCCUGGACAAACAGUGCAUUUCAGGGUGGUCACACUGGACUCCCAGCUGAGACCCUUAAAAGAAGUGUAUGAUCUUGUCGAACUUCAGGACCCCACUGAGAACCGUGUUGCACAGUGGCUGAAUGCGACAUCCAACAGUAAAAUACUGCAGCUUUCAUACUCACUGAACCCAGAAGCUCGUGAGGGAUCCUACCAAUUGUUGGCUAAAGUGGACGGGAGACAACAUUAUUACAAUUUUGUCGUGGAGAAAUCCGUUCUGCCUAAAUUUGAUGUAGAAGUAAAAACACCCCAAAGGGUUAGUAUUGGAAAAGAAAACGUUGAAGUCACAGCAUGUUCAAAGUACACAUAUGGACAACCUGUACCUGGCCAAGUCAAACUGAUGAUGUGCCGACCUUUAAAUAACUACUACUAUGGUAGUAGUAUUUCCAUAGAAGAGGUCAUCUUGCCAGAGUGCUAUAACGAGACAAAGGAGGCCGACAAAGAGGGCUGUGCUGCUUUUGCCGUCCCCAUGAAAUUUUUCAAGAAACUUGACAGUAAAAUACUGCGGGACAGGCUGCAUCUAAGCGUUGAGGUUGAAGAGGAAGGCACAGGCAUAACACGCAAAUACACAAAUAAUAUAGGCAUUGACUAUUCUAUUGGAAAGCUAUUGUUUAUUGACACACCCAAGUUGUACGAGCAGGGAUCAACUCUAGAAGGAAAGGUCAAAGCAGUUCACUACAAUGACACGCCAAUUGCUGACAUGGACCUCUACCUGUUCAAGGGCCCAAAAUGGUCCGGCAGGCACAUACAGAAUCUCACCACUGACCUUAAUGGUAUUGCGGAAUUCUCAUUGAACACAACUAGCUUCCUUGGGACCGUCACUCUCGCUAUUGACAACACUAUGGAACGGGAUUACAAACCAUAUGGAACUCCAUACUUUGAAGAGGGUGUACAUGAGGUGUCUGUGGUCCAGGCAUCCUCCCCUGACAUCAAAACAGUCAGCUCAGUGAAAGUCAAGAGCAAGGACAAACCUCUAUCUUGUGAAGAGGAGGAGAACUUCUCUGUGGAAUACACUGUAGUGGGAGAGAAACCAAGUUCUGCCACAUUAAUGUUCCUGGUCCUGUCCAGAGGAACCAUCGUCAGCAUUGCAUUUAGAGAGUUUGAUGUGAAUGAUCAAAGAGUGACUGAGGGUGAACUCUCCUUCAAGUUAUACAUCCGCCCAGAAAUGGCACCAGAAAUCCAGGUUGUGGUGUAUACCGUUCUUCCCAGUGAAACAGUGCUCGCUGACUCUGCUGACUUCUCCACUGAGAAGUGCUUCAAACACAAGGUGUCACUGGAGUUUUCCAAAUAUUCACUCGUCCCUGGAGAGGAGAGCAACAUGCAGGUAUCAGCAGAUGCAGACUCUCUGUGUGGCAUCAGCGCAAUUGAUCAGAGCGUCCUAAUCAAGGAGAGAAGAAAGGUUCUGGAUGCUGAAAAGUUAUUUCAAUUGUUGCCAGUCACAAAGAUAAACCAUAUUCCAUAUACAGUGACUGAUGAAGUGAGAUGUCUUCAUGUGAGACCAAAAAGAUCCAUUUGGCCAUAUCCUGGUGAGGGAGAUGACGCAUUCACGGUUUUCAAGAACGUAGGACUCAAGAUGCUCACAAACCUGUUUGUCCAAAUGCCACCGUGCCUCAAGUUCAGAGGCAGAGAAUACACCCGUGGCACAUAUCACCGACGUGUGGUUUAUGCAGACUAUGACGGUAUGGUUUCUCUAUCCCGUAUGGCUGCACCGCAAGGUCCUGUUCUCGGCAUCAGCGGUUCAGCGAUGAACCCCAUUGAACCUGAACCAAUAGUGACCGUUCGCAACUUUUUCCCUGAAACCUGGAUUUGGGACCUAGUGGAAGUUGGGUCUGCUGGAGUAAAGGAUGUGAGCCUCACUGUCCCAGAUACGAUCACCACCUGGGAGACAGAAGCUUUCUGUUUGUCCUCUCAGGGUAUUGGCUUGGCUCCACGUAAGAACAUCACCGUCUUCCAGCCAUUCUUCCUGGAGCUCACGCUGCCUUAUUCCAUAAUCCGUGGAGAGCAUUUUGAACUGAAGGCAACCACCUUUAACUACCUGAGCAGCUGCAUCAUGGUUAGCGUCAAGACAAAAGAUUCCCCAGAUUACACCCUCACCCCACUCUCUGGUGACCGGUAUACAUCUUGUUUGUGUGGAAGAGAGCGCAAGACGCUUAAGUGGAAAAUGGAUGCAUCAUCUUUAGGUGUUAUGAAUGUGACUGUGUCGGCCGAAGCUGUGGAAUCACACGUGUCAUGUAACAAUGACAUUGUGAGUGUUCCUGAGAGAGGUCGUAUUGAUGUGGUCACUCGCUCGCUCAUAGUGAAGGCUGAGGGCGUUGAGAUGUCAAAGACACACAACUUGCUCCUCUGUCCCAAAGGAACUGCUUUGACAGAGGACGUAGAGAUGCAGCUUCCGGAGAAUGUGAUCGUCGGUUCUGCACGUGCCACAUUAUCAGUACUGGGUGACAUCUUGGGUCGAGCCCUGAAAAAUCUGGAUGGACUCCUGAGAAUGCCGUACGGAUGUGGGGAACAGAACAUGGCGCUCUUGGCUCCCAACAUCUACAUCCUGCACUACCUGAAAAACACAGACCAGCUAACUCCAGCCAUCUUGGAUAAGGCCACAAACUUCCUGAACAGCGGCUACCAGAGACAGCUGAACUACAGACAUUCUGAUGGUGCUUUCAGUACCUUUGGAAAAGGACGAGGGAACACAUGGUUGACUGCUUUUGUGAUGAGAACAUUUGCAAAAGCUAAGACUUUCAUCUAUAUCGACCCAAAAGUUAUUAAAAAAACGAAAUCGUGGCUGAAACAAAGGCAACAGGAAAAUGGCUGCUUCCAAAUGAUAGGAACGCUUUUCAACAACAGAAUGAAGGGUGGUGUUUCUGAUGAAGUGACUCUCACUGCCUACAUCACUGCUGCCUUCUUGGAGAUGAAAAUUGAUGAUAACGAAAUGAUGAACAACAGCAUCUCCUGCCUCAAAAAUUCCACGAAUAACCUCAGUAACACGUACACUACAGCACUACUGGCUUACGUCUUCACCCUGGCAGGAGACAUGGAAACUCGUGCUCAGCUUCUGCAGCACUUAGACUCAGUGGCCUUAAAAAAAGGUGGUUUCCUUCACUGGGCACAGACAUCACAAGACACCUCAUCCUCUCUGUCUGUGGAGAUCAGCUCAUACGUGAUAUUGGCCAAACUCAGCGCUUCCCCCACUUCUGAGGACCUGGGCUACGUCUCUGGCAUUGUCAGAUGGCUGACUGGACAGCAGAACUAUUAUGGUGGCUUCUCAUCUACACAGGACACAGUGGUGGCUCUCCAGGCUCUGGCUCUUUACUCCACCUUGGUGUACAGUCCAGACGGUUCGAGCACAGUGACUGUCCAGUCCCCAAGUGGUGAACUGACAUUUGAUGUGAACCAGAACAACAAACUGCUCUACCAGGAGAAGAUUCUGCAGGACACGACAGGAAAGUACAGUGUGGAGGUGAAGGGCAACAGCUGUGCGUCCAUCCAGUUGUCUCUUCACUACAACAUCCCAACUCCUAAAGCUUCUUCAGUUUUCAACAUCAAUGUCACAACACAAAGCACCUGCCAAGCCAACAGCGGGGUGACUUUAAAGAUGGAGUCUCUCUAUAAGGGAGAGGAACCUCAAAGCAACAUGGUCAUACUGGAUAUCAAAAUGCUCUCUGGAUUUAUACCAAAUCCAGAGUCUUUGACACACCUCAAAAGAUCUCUAUUUGUGGAUCGUGUUGACAACAAGGAAGAUCACAUUCUGGUCUACUUAGAGAAGUUACCUAAAGAUAUUAGUAUCUUCCACACACUUAAUAUCAUACGUGAGCAGGCAGUGGAGAACCUGAAACCAGCUGUAGUUGCAGUCUAUGACUACUACCAGCCACAGGAACGGGCAGAGACUGAAUACACCUUGAAUUGUUAUCGUAAAUGAGAGCUGCCAAUCACCAGGAUCUCACUGCUGCCUCUGAAGGACCUGCAUUUAGAAAAAGACACAUUUCUUACUGACCUAAUGUCUAUCUGAUGCCAUACUGGUUCAGUCUCUAACUAUUGUUUUGUAUGUGUAUGGUGGAAAUGGUGGAAAAUAAAAUACCCUUUAAAUGUG
Messenger RNA from Cynoglossus semilaevis (tongue sole), 4524 nucleotides. RefSeq names its product alpha-2-macroglobulin-like. Gene Ontology annotation, molecular function: endopeptidase inhibitor activity. Gene Ontology annotation, cellular component: extracellular region. The record is from RefSeq and is a predicted model, not a curated record. NCBI's taxonomy places the organism in Eukaryota, Metazoa, Chordata, Actinopteri, Pleuronectiformes, Cynoglossidae.